AUGGGGAAGAAGGUGACAGUUAGCAUAAGGGAUUCGAGCAUGGUGAAGCCAGCCGAGGAGUCAACGCCUCAGGGCUCCCUAUGGCUCUCUAACUUGGACCUAGUGUUCCCGCCCUUUCACUUUUACAGACCAAGCUAUGGUCAUGAGCACAAUUUCUUCCACCUGGAAGCGCUCAAGCAGGCGCUCAUCAAGGCCCUCGUGCCCUUUUACCCUAUGGCCGGCCGCCUCAAGCUCAACGUCCAGGAUGGCCGUUUGGAGGUUGAUUGCAAUGCGGAGGGAGUGCUCUUUGUUGUAGCGGAGAGCUUCUCUACCGUCGAUGAUUUCGGCUAUUUUGCACCCUCUCCCAAUUUCCUUCCGCUCAUCCCCCCCAUUGAUUAUGCUGCGGCAUAUCCUCAUGUCCCAUUUUGGUGUUACAGGUAA
Prunus armeniaca (apricot) is the source of this 420-nucleotide messenger RNA. Lineage: Eukaryota; Viridiplantae; Streptophyta; Magnoliopsida; Rosales; Rosaceae. The record is from the annotation of a GenBank genome assembly.